Molecule: messenger RNA, 1830 nt
Organism: Periconia digitata
Lineage: Eukaryota; Fungi; Ascomycota; Dothideomycetes; Pleosporales; Periconiaceae
Source: the annotation of a GenBank genome assembly
CAACUGCCCCGCUCUCGGUUGAGGCUGAAUGCUGACAUGGCUGGUACGUCUAUCCCCUGUCAGUGCCACCCCCCGCACCAGGCUGAGAAUCACACUUUUCUUCGCUAUAACUCCCUUCAGUGGGUGAAAGCCUCCCCUCUCUAGUCUGAUGUACUAGAAUGUAUCAUGUCAGGCUUCGAAGUUGCCGGCGUUGUGUUGGGCUCGAUCCCUAUCUUAGUGGAGGCAGUGAAGAGCUACGCGGAUGGCGUUUCAACUGUUAAAGGCAUAUUUACCUACGAAGAAACAUAUCUAGAGAUUCAUUCGUCUUUAGUCGUUAGUUUGGCUAGUUUCCGACACUCAUGUGAGGGGCUUUUACGUGGUCUUGUGCUCCCGCACUCGCAAUUUGUAGCACUAAUUGAAAGAUAUGAGGGUUGGGAUGACGAGGAUCUAGCCAAAAGACUGAAGAUUAAGAUGGGCGAGAGGGAUUUUGAUACUUACAUGACGUUUGCCACGAGGCUGCGAAAACGACUUGUAUUGCUUGCGGAAAAGCUGCACCUUCGAAAAGAUUUCACCCCUGUAUUCGUGAUAGACGGUAAUAUAGACCCCAAGAAGCGUAAACAGUUCUUCAAGAAUCCAAUGGCAAGGGUGCGUGGUGCCAUCGAAUCCUCCAGACUUAAGAAAGUAGUUGAAGAAAUUGCUACCGAUGUUGGAAGACUGCGAGAUCUUUCCAACGAUGCUCCAAAGCUGGAAGAAGAGCGACAAGAACGUGCAAGCGCAUCUGUUUCCACAUAUUGGUUGUCGAUGAGAGAUCAUGCUUCUCUCGUGUUCACGGCUCUGCAGUCUGCGUGGUUUCACGGUUGUCAGAUUCACAAACACCUCGUCAACCUCUGUGUCACUCGACCAGAAUCCAAGACUUUCUUCCAAGAUCUCGCCGUCGCGCAACUUGGCUUCGAGCUGGAAGCUGCAAAUAAAAACACGAUCCAACGACAAGUCAAAGUCAUUGCCUCUGCUCCUAGCAAUAUCAGUCCAGCACCAAAACCCGGGACCAAGAAGCUCAGAUUUGCAGCCGAGCCAGCUAGAAUGCCCAAUCACGAAGUAUGCAAACCAGAAAAAAUAUUGAGUCUAUGCGCCUCACUCAGUAAAAAGUGUCCGGUCGACUGUCUUGGCUAUCUUCACGUGGACACAACGAACAAUGACUAUCAUUUUCAUAGCGUUGAAGCGUGGCCACAAUCAAGCGACUUAGUACCCCUUCGACGCUACUUACAACAACGCAUUACUACACGAUCUGGCAUUCCGCUCCGCGAACGUUGUAACUACUCCAUUCAACUUGCGUCUGCUGUUAUGCAACUCUUCGAUACACCAUGGCUAGACCCUCACUGGACCCUCGACGACAUCUACGUGGACAAAAACACGCAACAUCCGCGCGGUCAAAUCUAUAUAAAGUCAUUGUUCCGCCAAAAUACGCCAUCUACGUCUCCAUCUACCUCCAACACCAUGGCUCUCUCAACCACGCCCCCGUUUGUGAAGAACGAAAUUGUCUUUGCCCUUGGAAUCGCCCUCCUCGAACUUGCUCAUGCAGGCAAAGAACUGUCUUCAUUUGCUACGCCCUCUGAUCUGGAUAAAGAUGGCAAUUCGCACCUUUUUACACGAUACAUGAUCACCGACAGACUGACCAAAGAGAUGCAAGUGGUUGAAUCGCCACGAUUCGCGUGCGCAGUUGCAAAGUGUGUAUGGCCGGCGUCGGAUACAUUCGAAUUUCGUUUGAGUAAUGAGGGAUAUAGGAAGCGGUUCUGGGGGGAUGUGCUACAGCCGCUCGAGAAAGACUGGGAGGCUUUGUUUGGGAGCCAGUGA